AGAGUUUUCCAACUGGAGUCCAGUCGAGGUGUCACUGGAACUGGAAGUGUUUUCAGUGGGACACAGUGGUUGUUCCCUCUUCUGGGUUUUGUCUUAGACUCCAUUCUGGCUGGUGUGUCACUGGACCUUGCAUGGUAAAAGGAGGAGGAGGAAUGACUGCAGACACCAGAGUUAUAACUGAGGCUGGGGGGAGGUUUUGCUUGUUAAGGACAAGCAGAAUUUCAAUUUUUAUUCUCAGAAAUGAAUAUUUAAGUUGUGGGUUUUUUGGUUGCUCUGAAGUUUAGCAUUUUGAAUGCUUAAAAAGCACUGGGAAGCAGUUGUUUCAAUUCCUAGAAUACAAAGAAACAGGGUUGAUAAUCCCAAUAGUUAUUUGGGGUAUUCACCUAGGAUCUUGGAACUGAUGCCAUCAACAACCUUACAAGUGCUUUAACUGCCUGCCUAGGGAAAUGCCUGAAAGGGUCUUGAAAACCUCUAGCAGAAGAAAUCUGCUCUGUGGAAUAGUUUUGCAAAGGUGAUCAAAGAGGGGUUGAGAUGUUGAAGGCACUUGCCCUGCUGAUAGACUGGAAUCCAGUCUGUCUCACAAGGAAACUGUGUUUAUGCAAAGAGUUUGUCAGUAAAAGACUUAAGCACAGUCCCAGGAAAUCCCACAGCCUGGCAGUUAAAUUGUUCUGGGAGAUGGCAGAGGGUGGAUUCAUUCCUAUUUAUGCAGAAGGAAUUGGAUUGUGCUCUCCUACUUUCUGGGUGAGUAAACAAACUCCUAAGCUACUGCAUAGAAGACAUAAUGCUACCAGUGUAGUGACUCCAGUUCCCCAGUGUAUUUUUCUAGCUGAGACUGGCAAGUUUGACCCUGAUUCAGGAUUUCUGGAAUGGCUGUAAUAUGGUAAUUUUGGUAAACUUACUACAAAAAAAACCCCACCAACAACCCCAACCUCCCUGUUUCUUGCUAAAGCCCUUGCAGAACAAAAAUGUAUUUUCUGUGUUCAUUUACACAGAUCCAGAAAAGAAGAGAGAGAAAAAAUAUUAUGCAGCUUAUCUGGGAUGGAGGCAGGUGAUCUUUUCCUUCUUGCAGAUGUUCCUAGUUACAUGCUUAAUGCUGAGUAUGCUAUAACCUGGCAUAGGAAAGUCCUGUUUGGCCAAGUUUGGUUCUCUGCCAGAACUUGUUUAUCGUCUUCCUAAGUCCAGACGCUGUCUUCUUUACUGUGUACACGUUGUCAGAAAAACAAAACCCAAUAAACCAAACCUACUUACAAUCUUAUUUUCCUCAUUCCUGAAACCUCCUAACCUGGUUGACUUGUUGGAGUGCAUUUCAUGCAUUCUUAGCAGAUAGGCUGAAGGGAACGCCUAGUUCACUGGCAGCUGGAGGCUAGAAAGCAUGUAGGGAGUUCAUGAACGGUGCUUGUCUCCUGCAGUCACUGCAGAGUGCUCAGAACCUGCUGAGGGAAGGAUCCCAGCCUGCUGGGAGAUGGAUCCCAACCUGCUGGGCACAGCAUGACUUUUCUGUGUCUGGAAACCUUACUGGUGGGACACUGCGUGUGACAGGGAGUUAAGGUAGGAGAAUUCAAUGAUAAUUUUAACAUCUGUUGGAUGACUUUUAAAAAUGUUUCCUUAUUUGAAAGAUACUUGAUGAAAGAGGAGGCCUGCUUGCCAAAUUAUUGCUUAAUCCUUGGGAAGUGGAAAUGAUUUUUUUUUUUUAAAACUGGUUUGGCCGGCAUGAAAUAGAGAUCAGAGUUCCCUGUCUGGUGCUGCAGUGAUGGGAAAUGAAUGCUAAUAGCAAUGGUGGGGAAUGUGAAAAAUACUGCAAGAAUUGUCAUUGUGGUGAGCCGUCAGCAACCAUGUCUCUCAAGCCUGUAUUGACCUCGUCCACCUGAAGGACAAAUAACUCGGGCAAUUACGUGCACUGUUUUGCCAUAAUUAACCCAGUCUCAGAGUCAUGUGGGCUGAGCUGAGUCUGUUUCCUCCUGAGCUCCACUUGGCAGACACAACUUGGAAGGAUUUCUGCCUUUUUUUGCAGACUUCCUGCUGGAAGAUGGAAGAAUGGGAAUUCAGGUAAUGAAGACCACAGUGCUCCAACCCUAAGUCCUGACUCUUGUGACAUGAGGUUCCUCAUGUGCACAUGAUCAUUAAGAGAUAACCCAGGUUAUAUCCAGUCUUCGUAUGCCUGCUUGCUGGAAAGCACAAGAGGUUUUUAAGGGAAAUGAGGAAAAAAAAUAGCUAAGUGUCCAUUCUUUCUUGUAGCAUUGUGACUACUGUGGUGACAAUCCAGACAGGCACAGCAGUGCUGCACACCGAUAAACGGUGCGACAGAGCUUACAGUUAAUGAGCAAGUGAAGCAUGUUAAUGAAGUGGUACAAAGACACAAAGGCUGGCUUGCACUGAGAGAGGAAAAACAGACCUCUGGGCCAGAGCUAAUGCUGUGUAAAUUGUACCUUGCUGUGUGGUGGUGGAGCAGUGUAGGAAGAGCUGGUUUCCUGCUUGCUGUCAAGAUGGCCUGAUCUAGCCCUUUCUCAGUCAGUGGGGUUGUUGAUGCCCUUGCCAAGCUUCUGCCACUUGGGCUGGGAUUUGCCAUGAUUGCAAAUGUUUGCCUCCAGCUGAGCAACCAGAAAGUUUCUGAACCUCAACCGUGGGUUGCUUUCUAAAAUAAGACUGGGGAAAACAGUGUCUCUUCCUGUGCUUGAAGUGCUUCCAGCUGUUUGGCUUGGUUGUGCUCAUUCCUGUGCCCCUUGUGGGCCUUGGGAAGGUGCCUGUAAACCAGGAGGAAGAUUUUUCAGUUUAAGCUUUCUAUGUUUGAGAAAGUUGGGUUAGUUUUAAAGUUCUGAAAUAUUGCUUUCUGAAUCGGCUGUUAGUACCCCCUUGCAUGUCCUAACUGAUGACCAACCUGCACGUGCCAAAUCCCCACCACUGUGUUUAGGUGGACAAGAGGUUGGAUGCAAGAAGGGAAAACAACAGAAAUCCUAGAAAUGAGGAGAUCUUGAGUUUGAACAUAAAUUAGAAGUUGAUGACUGGGAUUAGGGCUGGCUGAGCAAGGAGCCACAAAAGGGGAAUAACUGAACAAAUCGUAUGGGGGGUAGAGGCAGCAAGCAAAGCUAGACAUGGAAGCAAAUGAUAAAUGUGGGCCAGAAGUUUUUAGGUGGAAGGUUAGGCAUAAAAAGGGGGAUAGAUUCCAGCUGGAGAACUGUAAUUCUCAUAUCUCUUAAUGUCUGAAUACCUGGCUUGGCAGCCUGAGCAGUCUUUUAAUGUGUAAGAAAUAGUGAGAGACCAUUUGUAGGCAGAUACCUCACAGUACUCAUUGAGACAUAAAUGAGUGCAAUGUUUCUUAGGAAGGUUAGGAGGGGUUUAUGAUUAGAAAAGAAAUCAGAUAAAUGUGCUGAAAUAGGUUAAGCAACACUGUAUUGCUGGGUUAGUUGGAUGGAAACACAAAUGUAGUGUUUAAUAACUGGUAAUCAGCCAAAUGUUUCCCUGGUCUCUGAAAAAGAGCAGCCUUCUUUUUGCUACCAAGGUAAAACAUUGAUGCUGUGUGGUGUGAUGAGCUGGCAGUGAGACUCAGAAAUGGAGUGGAACCAGCAGGCACUUUUCUCUGCAUCCAUGGCCUAAGUGUUGCUAAAUAUUAUUUUGAUUACAGCAGAAUGGAGGAGCUCUGGUUGUAGAACUAGCUCCCCAGGGCCAGAAACUGCCCAGAUACAUGAAAAUCAUGCUUCUCCAGGGCAAGCAGUGACAUUUCUUGUCCUACUCUUAUCAUAUCUGGCAGCUGAGAUAUUUAAGAAGAACAAAAAUGAGUCUUAAAUUCUUUUGUUGACUGCCUGCAAACUAUUUAGUGUUUUCUGCCUUAAAUCCAUAACUUCUGGUUGAGCUACAGUGUGCUUUACAGUCUGGCUACCAAAGUUAUAAGCAACUGGCAGACCCAACAGCUUGCUAGGUAAGUUGUUUCAAACAAAAUAGUUUUUUUUUGUUGUUUGUUUGCUUUUUUAAAUUGAAUUUGCCAUAAUUGGAAUUUCCAAUAAUUUAGUCUGAGUGUCUUUUUCUAACAGGUGAAGCAACUAAUUACUCUCAGAAGACUUUUCCUUGUGGAGAUCUGUGCUCAUAGUGAUUAAGGGGCUGUUGGGUAUUGAAGAUGGAAGAAACAAGGAAGCUCUCUCCAAAGCCAUGUAAAAGCAAGGAACCUGUGAAAACAGAAUGGGGGUCUCAGAGUGUUGUAUUUACCUAUUUCCAAGGGGAUAUUAACAGCGUGGUAGAUGAACAUUUUUCUAGAGCUCUGAGCAAUGCCAAGAACCCACAGAACCUGAGAACAAAGCACAAGGAUGAGGCUGUUGUCCUGAAGAAUGUAGACAGCACGUCUCCCCAGCAGUGGAAUUUCUCUUCACAUUGCUCCAAACUGUACCCGUCGUCUUCUACAGCAAGCAUGUCACAUCCUGCUCUGAAUUUUUCUGCUGCUGGGGUGGCAGGCCAGUACCAGCCAUCAGCUCUGCGGGGUCAUCCAACCCAGCCUCCAGAUUUAUGGCCCUUCCCUUCCAUUGGGACUCCCAGUCUCACCAGUUCAGUGUAUCCUCAUGCCUUGCCUGACCUGCACGUGGCCAAUGAGCCCACCUCUGACAGGAAAUACGGUUCCCUGCUUGAUCUUCUGCAACAGGAAAGGUGCCUGACAUCCACGCAGGAUUGUACCAUGAAGCAACACUCCAGUUCUGCUUGUAUGACUGGACCUGUUAGGUUACAAAAUACAAGUCAAAGUUCACCUCCUGGGGGAGAGAGGAAAGCAAACUCUUACCAAGGCUCAGAAAACCCCAGUGUAAGCCAUGCCACUGCAGGUAUUCAGAUUCAUGACAGAAGACAAGAUUUGUACUUCUAGCAACUGGAUGUUUCUACUUUAUUCUGAAAGAGGAAGUUCUUGCUGUGAAUUUUUAUUAUGUGCAACUGUGAACCAAGAAGAAGUGAACUGCAGCUAUUCUGGGCUUUUUCUCUCAGUUGGAAGGAUACACAUACUAUUUGGGGAAUGAAAAAUCAUCAUCUUCUAUUCAGUAAAUAACUUCUAAUAGCUGUGGUAUUAAACCUGACAGUAUGUUUGCUGUGAAGAAAUAUUGUCUACUUAAGGCUUUUCAUGUAGCCCUCUCCAAAAGGACUCUUGGCACUUUUAAAUCUUUUGAUAGGAAAAACAAUUCUUGUCAAUGCAGUUAAAAACUGAUAACUGCAGGGGUGCAGUGAGCAUAAAUUCAGUGCUGCAGCUUCUUAUCUUGAUUUGACAUCUCCAAAUUGUUUAGAAUAAUCUUAGGCCAUGGGCAAGAGACUUCAAGACAAUGACAGGUCAGCAAAGCAUAUUAUCAUAUUUAUGUUUUAAAGUAAUUUGUAACUGUACUUGCAAUUCACGGGAACAUUCUUCAGAAACCAUGUAAUAUGUAUAAGCCCAAAGGUUCUGGUUUGCCCUUUCCUAACGUAUAAUCAUUCUCUACAAAACAGUGAAUUAACACACGGUCUGGGAGGAACUUUGGGUCUUCACCAGAUGGAAUUAAAAUACCCCUGAGCAAAAAGCUGGAGGUGGGAAUGCUCUGUUUUUCCAGGCUCUCUGCAAGUGUAAAGGAUUGUUUUUCUAAACAAAUUCUGUGUGAUUGAACUUGAAAGGAGUGAGAUUGAAGGGUCCACCAGAACAAGCAAGAAUUCCCUCUAUUCCCAGUGACUGCAUCCCACUGACCUCCAGGCUGAACCAGGAGGGUGGUCUCAAGGCUUCUCUGUGGAACAGAAGUGGCAGCCAUGAACUGUGCAGCCAUCCUGCACGUUCAGAUCCCCACCUUGCUUCACCACUCGCCCUUGGCAAACAUGUUUGCUGAAGUUCCUGUGAGUAAAACCUCAUGUGACUGAUGUUUAGGUUUGUGUGUCAUCCCUGCAGUAAGAGAGACUUCCAAGCCUUUAUUGUAAAUCCUAAGGAUAAAAAAGAUUUGGUUUACUUUUUCCUUCUUCA
Messenger RNA from Apus apus (common swift), 5944 nucleotides. RefSeq names its product vestigial like family member 1 (gene VGLL1). Gene Ontology annotation, cellular component: nucleus. Bases 4109 to 4840 code for a protein of 243 amino acids. The transcript is spliced from 5 exons. Gene Ontology annotation, biological process: regulation of transcription by RNA polymerase II. NCBI's taxonomy places the organism in Eukaryota, Metazoa, Chordata, Aves, Apodiformes, Apodidae. The record is from RefSeq and is a predicted model, not a curated record.